This is a messenger RNA of Ceratotherium simum simum (southern white rhinoceros), 1233 nucleotides long. It is a transcript of the gene NEU2, whose product is annotated as neuraminidase 2. Lineage: Eukaryota; Metazoa; Chordata; Mammalia; Perissodactyla; Rhinocerotidae. Gene Ontology annotation, molecular function: exo-alpha-sialidase activity. The record is from RefSeq and is a predicted model, not a curated record. Gene Ontology annotation, biological process: oligosaccharide catabolic process; ganglioside catabolic process. Gene Ontology annotation, cellular component: membrane; cytoplasm; intracellular membrane-bounded organelle.
UCAGGAUGUGACUGCAGAGGACUCAUUUCCUCUUCCUGUGCUCUCUCCCAAGCCCCAUGGCAUCCUGCCCCAUCCUGCAGAAGGAGAAAGUGUUCCAGUCUGGAGCCCAUGCCUACAGAAUCCCUGCUCUGCUCUACCUGCCUCAGCAGAAGACCCUGUUGGCCUUCGCAGAAAAGCGGAGGAACAAGAAGGAUGAGCAUGCAGAGCUGAUCGUCCUGCGCAGAGGAAGCUAUGAUGCAUCCACUCACCAGGUCCAGUGGCACACUCAGGAAGUGGUGGCCCAAGCCCAGCUGGAGGGCCACCGAUCCAUGAACCCGAGCCCCCUGUAUGACGAGGAGACGGGGACCCUUUUCCUCUUCUUCAUUGCCAUCCCCGGGCAGGUCUCCGAGCACCACCAGCUCCAAACCAGGGUCAACGUGACGCGGCUGUGCCAAGUCACCAGCACCGACCAUGGGAGGUCCUGGAGCCCCGCCAGUGACCUCACGGACUCCGUCAUUGGUCCGGCCUACAAGGAAUGGGCCACUUUCGCAGUAGGCCCGGGGCACUGUCUGCAGCUGCACGACGAGACGCAGAGUCUGGUGGUGCCCGCCUACGCUUACCGGAACCUCCAUCCCCUCCACAAGCCUUCCCCCUUCGCCUUCUGCUUCAUCAGCCAUGACCAUGGGCACACGUGGCAAACAGGGAACUUUGUGGCCCAGGACACCCUGGAGUGCCAAGUGGCUGAAGUUGGCAGUGCAAAACAGAGGGUGGUGUAUCUGAACGCUAGAAGUCUCCUCCGAGCCAGGGUCCAGGCUGAGAGUGACAAUGACGGGCUCAAUUUCAAGGAGACCCAACCAGUGAAGAAGCUCGUGGAACCUCCCUAUGGCUGCCAUGGCAGCAUUGUCAGCUUCCCCAGCCCCACUGCAGAGUCAGACUCCUCAGGCAAGUGGCUGCUCUACACUCACCCCACUGACCCCCACCAUAGAUCCAACCUGGGUGUGUACCUCAACAAGCGGCCCCCGGCCCCUGCGGCCUGGUCGGAGCCCACUCUCCUGGCCGAGGGCAGCUGUGCCUACUCAGAUCUCCAGGGCAUGGGGGCGGGCCCCGAUGGAUCACCCCAGUUUGGGUGUCUGUAUGAAUCGGAUAAUUACGAGGAGGUUGUCUUCCUCAUGUUCACCCUGAAACAAGCCUUCCCAGCUGAGUUUUUGUCUCAGUGAGCCCACUGCAUGCUGUCUGAGAAGGGUUCCCACUCGC